AUGUUAAUCUUUGUGACGUUUUUUUGGGGAACACAGUUUUCGUUAAUAAGUAAUAACCCAUAUCACAUUACAUAUGCUGAGCUAGAGAUUCCAUUGCCUCACUUGGAAUCUUUGUGGAAGGCUUCAACUGCGGAUGAGUGGUUCAAAAUAGUGAAUAUAAUAAAAAACAAAAGCUCGCAACUUUAUUCGCAGAAUAUAUCAUCUCAACUGUUAAUUGGGUCUGUUUGA
Molecule: messenger RNA, 228 nt
Organism: Debaryomyces tyrocola
Lineage: Eukaryota; Fungi; Ascomycota; Pichiomycetes; Serinales; Debaryomycetaceae
Source: the annotation of a GenBank genome assembly